This is a messenger RNA of Colletotrichum higginsianum IMI 349063, 600 nucleotides long. RefSeq lists its product as uncharacterized. The coding region runs from base 1 to 600 and encodes 199 amino acids. The record is from RefSeq and is a predicted model, not a curated record. The transcript has a single exon. NCBI's taxonomy places the organism in Eukaryota, Fungi, Ascomycota, Sordariomycetes, Glomerellales, Glomerellaceae.
AUGCAAAAUCAGACCUCCGUCCGUCUCAAACCCGUUCAUUCCAGCUCGGCAAUACUUCGAUCCCAGCCCUCGGCAAGCCCCCUCUUCUUCAGUACUCAUCAAAGGGUUCACCCAAAGGCUCAUCUUUCUGGGCCGGCCACGGCGAAUUCCACACAUCUUCAUCAGCCACACCUCGUCUCCCUCAACUGGUUCAAGAGACUGGAUUCAUGGGGCAGUAGAAGCACAAUUAUCCCUCGGACGAGAAAGCGACUUGGAUCCGGGAUCUCGAGUCUCUCAGGCACCUGGAGGCACGAGGCAUCAUCGCAUGCAACUCAUACCAGCGUCUGGAAUCCAUUCAUGUUAUUGAACAAAGUCAGCAUCGCCCUGAAUCUGAUCGUUCGGCCCCGGUUUCCCAUGAACGAAUCCUCCGACAGGAAAGCCUUUUCGCCAAUCCGAUGGUGGGUGCUCAGCGACAGCAUGUUCUUCCCCGUCGAGAAGACCUGUAUAGCGCACACGGUACCGCCGUCGCGACAGGAGUCCUUGCUUUCUAUCGACGAUGGCUCAGAGGAGUCUUCAACCCAGGCCCUUUCGUACAGGCCUCUCGAGCACGCACAAGAGUAG